Osmia lignaria (orchard mason bee) is the source of this 4384-nucleotide messenger RNA. It is a transcript of the gene cactin, whose product is annotated as cactin, spliceosome C complex subunit. The record is from RefSeq and is a predicted model, not a curated record. Gene Ontology annotation, biological process: mRNA cis splicing, via spliceosome. Gene Ontology annotation, molecular function: protein binding. Lineage: Eukaryota; Metazoa; Arthropoda; Insecta; Hymenoptera; Megachilidae. Gene Ontology annotation, cellular component: spliceosomal complex; cytoplasm.
UCGUUGUGAAAAUGUUAAAACGCACAGAAUUUGUUAUAUUUUAUCAUUAUGUUAACAACAAACGGAAAUUUAAACGUAGUAAACCGGAAUCAGCUGUUUAAAAUUAAACAAUGGCGUCUGAAGUUGCUGCGUCGAAGAUCAUUUUCAGAGGUUAAGUGUCAUGGUAACAAAAUACGUGAUAUAAAAUAUCUUAUACGAAGGAAUACAAGUAGUAUAAUUAAAAAUGGAGAAGUACUCUCAUAGAAAAGAUUACAGUAAAUCAAAGAAAGAUGAUAGAGAUCGCUAUAAGGAUAAAGUUUCACGCAGGGAGAGUGACAGUGAUUAUGAUAGUCGUUCUAAAAGUUCAAAGCCAAGACAUAAACUCUCUAAGAGUUCCAGUCAAAAAUACAAAAAAUCCAGGCAUAGAGACUCUUCAGAAUCACGUGCAUCCCGUAAGAAAUCUUCAAAACACAAAAGCAGAAGAAGAUCGUCGUCAUCGUCGUCUUCAACAUCAUCAAACUCAAGUGAAUCUAGUAGUUCAACCUCUUCUAACUCUUCAUCAGAUUCUACGAAACUUUUAGAAAAGUUACAGAAACAACGGCAGAAGCAAAUUGAAGAAAGAAAGCGUCAAAAAGAGUUAAUGAAAGCUACAGAAACACCAGAAGAGAAAAGAUUACGUCGUUUAAGAAAGAAGGAAGCUAAAGAACGCAAAAGAAAAGAAAGAAUGGGAUGGGAUAAUGACUAUUUACAUUAUACAAAUACAGAUAAUCCAUUUGGUGAUGGAAAUUUGCUUUCCACAUUUGUGUGGUCUAAAAAACUUGAAAAAGAGGGUUUACUUGGUGUAAGUAGGGAAGAACUAGAAAUUAGAAAUAGGUACAAACAGGAAGAGAAUAAAAGGGAGUUAGAGAAAGUUAAAAAAAGAAGACAAGAAAGAGAAUUAGAAAGACAACAAAGAGAAGAGGAAAUGACAAUGUUACAAAGAGGGAAAGAAGCUGCUCAGCUGGAACAGUGGGCAAGACAGGAAGAUCAAUUUCAUUUAGAGCAAGCAAGAUUAAGAUCACGAAUUAGGAUACAGGAUGGUAGGGCAAAACCAAUUGAUCUUCUUGCAAAGUAUAUAAGUGCUGAAGAAGAAGUUGAUGCGGUAGAAAUGCACGAGCCGUAUACUUAUUUGCGUGGAUUGCACGUAAAAGAUUUAGAAGAUCUUAUCGAGGAUAUCAAAGUUUAUAAAGAAUUGGAACGCGGUAAAAAUUUGGAUUAUUGGAACGAUAUUACGGUGAUUGUAGAGGACGAGUUACACAAACUACGUAAAUUAGAAAGAUCAGAAUACGAAGUUGCCGUUGGCCGAAGAGAAGGAAUACACGAAUCAGUAGCCAAAGAUGUGACUGCUAUUUUCAAAGGAAAAACGGCAGCGCAAUUAGAAGCUUUGCAAUUACAAAUCGAGGCAAAGAUUACAGGAAAACCUGAAGGUGUUGAUAUAGGAUAUUGGGAAAGUCUCCUAUCCCAACUGAAAGCGCACAUGGCGAGGGCACGGUUAAGAGAUCGCCAUCAAGAAAAUUUGCGCAAGAAGUUGGAGGUUUUAAUUGCUGAACAAGGAGUAGCGCGAACGGAAAAUGAACCCGAGAGUUCGCAAGCAAAUGCUGAACAAUCGGGAAAACAAGAAGAAUCGUCUACCAACACGGUUGUAGAAAAGAGUGAAGAUAGUCAAACAGACGAUGAUCAAGAAACUAAUAAUGCAGCGGAUGACCUCUUAUCAGAAUCCUUUUGCGAAUAUGAAUCAGGAGGUUAUUCUCCAAAAUAUAUACUUUAUUCUCAACUGGAGCCAGGAACGUUGGUUACUUUGGAAGAAGAUGAUAAUAAACGAUUAGAGUAUGCAAGAAAUCAAGUACUUAGUACUGGACGUAAAAUUCAAAAUGUAAUGACCGCAGAAGAACAAGCAAUGCAUAGAGAAGCUCGAAAAAAUAUGAGCUCUGAUGAAGCGCAAUUCAGUGUUGAAUCAUCUUUGGAAGCGCAAAUUUAUCUAUGGUCUGAUAAGUAUAGACCGAGAAAACCAAGAUACUUCAAUCGGGUUCAUACCGGUUUUGAGUGGAAUAAAUACAAUCAAACGCAUUAUGACAUGGAUAAUCCACCACCGAAAAUUGUACAGGGUUAUAAAUUCAACAUAUUUUAUCCGGAUUUGAUAGACAAGAAUACAACGCCUGAAUAUUUUUUGCGUGGGAUGUACGACCAUCCGGAGAGACCAAAGACCGCGAAUCUCGAGAAGCCGAGCGUGUUGGACCCGGAUUUAGUCGAUAAACUGGACAUGUCUGUGUUGAGCAAAGAAUUGCUCGUCCACUCUAUGACAAGGUUUCGCCUGUCAAAAGCAAUCGGUGGUGGGACGUCGUCGUUCCCAUCGUCGUCAAGGUGUCGGCAAGACGUCACUGUUGGCGAACAACACCAACCGCAGAGUCACGCGUCGAACGGUGCUGCGUGGUGCAACGGUUCCUUAUCCGCACGCUACAAACGACGUAGUUUCGAGCAAAUUUUAGAUUCGAGGUUGGUCAACUUGGAUACGUUCGUUGAAUCACCGAGAAUGCAAAAACAAGCAAGGAUCAUCAACCAGGAAACCAUGACGACGAAGAAGAAUUCAGACGGCAGGAAGUUGGAUGACAAUAAUAAUAGAAGCAAACCGCCCAGCCACAAGGUACCCUCAUUGUCAACGUUGAAGAAGAAAAAUUCAAAGCCCGUCAUUCAAACUGAAUUGGAGGUGUUCACUUCCUCCUCGUCGAAGAAUGCUCCGGAACCUUGCAAAAGUUGCGGGAAACCGGACCAACCGGAGCGGUUUCACAGUCACCCGAAAAGCGGUCAGCCUAAGACGAAAGAGAGUCCGGCGAGCACGAAGACGAAGGCAACGGUACCAAAAACCGUGCAGAAGCCCGUGGCCUUGCACUUCCGUAGCGAUAAGAGCAAGAACAAAAGCGAGGAAAUGGUCGCUGUCGAGGUGAAGUCGAAAUCGAGCAAUCCAUCGCACAGACCGUCGUCGGCACCGAUUAAGAAAGGACCAAGGACCAUUACUUGUUACAUAUGCGGACGUGAAUUCGGCACCGCCAGUUUUCCUAUUCACGAGCCAAGAUGCAUGCAAAAAUGGGAACGAGAAAACAACGCGUUACCGGUGAAUCAAAAACGACCAACUCCUCAAAGACCCGACGUUGCGAUCAAUCAUUCAGAAUGGAAUACAGCAGCAUGGGAAGAAAGUCAGGCGCAGCUGGUCCCCUGUCCAAAAUGUGGAAGAACAUUUUUCCCAAAUCGCUUAAUGGUACAUCAAAGAAGUUGCAAAGCUCCACCAAAGAAUUUUGAAUCAGAAAAGUCAGAAAGCCCCAUUCUGGAAAAAUCUGUCAAUGUCUCACGGGUGACUCCACCUACGGUCACUUGUAAAAUUUGUGGUCGAAAUUUCGGCACGAGAAGCAUUAAGAUACACGAGCCUCAGUGCAUGAAACGAUGGCAAUUCGAGAAUAACAAUCAAUCAAUGCAUUUGAGAAGAAAAGAUUCAACUGGUCAACUGAAGUUAGAACCAACAAGCGUACAAGAAAAUGUAAUCAGCCCAAUAGGGGACAACGGACUGAAGAAAACAGUCACGUGCUACAUAUGUGGCAGAGAUUUUGGCUCCAGUAGUAUAGCCAUUCAUGAGCCGCAAUGCUUGAAAAAGUGGCACGUGGAGAACGACAAAUUGCCACCGGAUCAGAGGAGGAAAGAACCGGAGAGACCUGAAACUGUUUACACUCGCGAUCCAGCAUCAGGAGAUAUGGUAAUUGACAUAACAGCAAUGGCUGAGGCCAGCUGGAGAACACACUUGCGUCAAUUAGUCCCAUGUAAACGAUGCGGAAGGACAUUUAAUCCUGAUCGCGUAAUCGUCCAUGAAAGCAGUUGCAAGGGAACCCGUUAAUUAAAGGAUCAUCUCUUGAGCAACUAGAGCACCCCUACACAUUUAUUUCUUACAUAAUAUUUAAAAAGGUUUUGUAUGUUUCAUAAAAUGUAAAAAGUUGUAUUUUUUAUUCACGUUAUUGUUCUGUUUAUGUUCUAAAAGAUACAGUCCAGUAAAAUGCACAUAAUUUUAAAGAAAUCAAUAUGAAAAUGUAGUUAAUGAUCAUAGACACAAUAUUUACACUCUUAUGAAAUGAAAUACUUUCACCGUAUGUAUAUGUAUAAUAUAUGGAUGAAUGUACAUUGCACAGGCAACGUUCCUAAAAAUGAAUAUUUUAUAAGAAAACGCACAAUCGUUACAAUUUUCUUAACAAAUAAGUAAUAUCUUUUGUACACAAUAGCAAUAACGCAGAUUUUCAGUUAUGAAAUGAACGCAGUAUUUUGUACUAGUAGAUCAGAAAGUAAGAAAAUAACAUUUAACGAUAAAAUAUAUCCGUAUAUAAGCAGU